Messenger RNA from Coregonus clupeaformis (lake whitefish), 1027 nucleotides. RefSeq lists its product as uncharacterized. Gene Ontology annotation, biological process: mitochondrial fusion. The transcript is spliced from 11 exons. Bases 22 to 1008 code for a protein of 328 amino acids. The record is from RefSeq and is a predicted model, not a curated record. Lineage: Eukaryota; Metazoa; Chordata; Actinopteri; Salmoniformes; Salmonidae.
UCCCAGCAGGUGGUGGUGAGGAUGCACCAUGCGUGUAGGGUUCGAGGCCUGGAGACUCAACUGAUGUGGGCCAUCUCCAAGGAGACAAACAGACUUAGUCCAGAGGGCAUCCCCUACUGUGCCACCAAGGUGCAGUCCAUCUCUUGGAUCCAGUAUGUGGCUGGCAGGGUGACCCAGUAUGCGUCUCACCUCCGCCACGAGACGUCUGUGGCCGUGACGCUUGGCUGCUACCAGCAAACUGAUGUCUCGGUGGCGUACGCAACUCUCCACAUGGGGCUGGAUGGGCUGCUCUCCUUCUCGGCGUGGUCGGAGGCUGCCUCCGUCUCUACGCCCACCACUCAGCAGUUCACUGAGCCAGAGCCUGAGGCCCACAACUGCUAUGAGGGCUGGGAGGAGGACCUGCUGCCUGAGGAGAGGGAGGUUCCUCUGCUAAACCUCUACCUUACCACCAAGAGAGUGGAGGACAUCGGCCUGAGGCUCAUCUCCCUGCGCCAGGCCUUUACUACCCUGCUCGGUUCCACCCUGAGCAGGAACCAUCUGUUUGUGGCGGGAAAGGUCCUACUGGGCGCACUGGUUCAGGUCCACCAGAUGGAUGAGGCCGAAUUCAUCCGUGCCUAUAACGACUUUGUGAACAACCUGAGUGACCCCUCCAAGCAGAUUGACAUUGAGAGGGAGCUGGCUGAGGCAAAGAUCCAUCAUGUUAACCUGAUAGACGUCCUUUUUGAGCUGGUGCUGUUUGGGGUGAUGACAGCUCAGAAAUCCCUGAUGGUGCAACCUGGUGGGUUCAUGGAGCGUCUGUACGCUCUCCUGUACUCCUUCCUGCCCACUGUUGCCAGCAUUGAGCCAAAGGCUGAGAGAUACCUGUUGCUGCUCAAUGGCGGGCUGAUGGCUCUGCUAGAUGACAUGUUUGGGCAGCAGCUGGCCUGGUACUUUAACCGAGAGUCUCUGGUCACUGAGCUCUCCAGCCUCCUGGAGUACCACCUGGAGUACCUCAUGGCCAGCAUGUAGUCCUACUGCAGAGACCUGA